Nematostella vectensis (starlet sea anemone) is the source of this 2322-nucleotide messenger RNA. RefSeq names its product kanadaptin. NCBI's taxonomy places the organism in Eukaryota, Metazoa, Cnidaria, Anthozoa, Actiniaria, Edwardsiidae. Gene Ontology annotation, molecular function: mRNA binding; protein binding. The transcript has 12 exons. The record is from RefSeq and is a predicted model, not a curated record. Bases 22 to 2049 code for a protein of 675 amino acids.
GUUUCACCUUUAACAUUCAACAUGUCCGACGAUCAAGAAAAAGUUCCCGAAACUGCCGAAGAAAAUGCAGAGGUAAAAUCCGAAAUGGCCCCUCCAUCACAACAAGAAGUGACCAAAGCAAAGCUAAGGCCGUUAGCAAAUGACAAUAAAGAGAAGAAGGAAGAAUCUUUUCCGGAAAUCCCUUACAAAGAACCAACCUGGAGUGGGUUAGUGGAUAAUGGCGAGAACUAUAGCCUUGAACUGCUCAAGAAUGGCUGUAUAAUAUCGACAUUGGAUCUCACUAGCAAACCUUACUACUUGUUCGGCAGGCUCCCUAACUGUGACGUGGUAAUGGAGCACCCUUCGGUCUCUCGUUAUCAUGCUAUUAUUCAGUACAAAGCGGGUCAGACGUCUAAGAGCGAUCAAGGGUUCUAUUUGUACGACCUGGGUAGUACUCACGGGACUAUGGUUAAUAAGGUCCCUAUAGACCCUAAGAAGUACUAUAGGCUACGCGUUGGGUAUGUUAUCAAGUUUGGAGGGAGUUCCCGGCUCUUUAUUCUGCAGGGUCCCAAUGAACCUGAUGAAGAAGAGUUAUCUGAGCUCCAGGAACAAUCCAAACCUAAGGGGGAGGUGGGUCAGGUGAUGACAGGGGAAGAGCUGGAGAAAUGGAAACAGCAAAAAAUGCAAAAAGACGAAGAUGAUCACUCCAGCGAGGGGAUCAAUUGGGGAAUGGGUGAGGACGCAGAGGAGGAAGAUCCCAUUUACCCUCCAGGAUUUGGAGAGGUUGAGCAUGAAGAACAUCACUUCAAGGACCCAAAGAAAACUCUGAGGGGAUACUUUGAAAGAGAGGGCCUAGAUCUGGAGUAUGAAGUUGAAGAAACUGGACCAGGUCAUGCAAGAGUCUAUCACUGUAGAGUGAAACUACCAAUUGAGCUUGCAAAUGGUGAUCCAAUGUACGCAGAAGCCAUGGUGACUGGGAAGAAGAGAGAGUCUGUACUCGCAUGUGCUACAGAAGCUUGUCGCCUUCUAGAUGCCAACGGUCUGCUUCGGCAGUCUUCCCACGAGAGCAAGAAGCAAAAACAGAAAAACUGGGAGGAGAAUGACUACUAUGAUAGUGAUGAGGACACUUUUUUGGACAGAACAGGAUCAAUUGAGAAGAAAAGGGUAAAGAGGAUGAAAAUGCUUGGCAAGCAAAAGGAGGAAGUAGAAACUUAUGAGACUUUGUAUGAAAAGUUAAAGGAAGUAGAUGAUCAAAUUCAAGCAAAUGAAGAACGCCUAAAGCAGGCACUGGAAGCUUUAAAAAGUUCCAAUAAGAGUGAUGAUUUGGAUGACUAUAUGAGCUCUGUGACUUCCACUAUGGACAAGCAGACCAGGAUGCACAUUAGAAGAAAAAUCUUUGAUUUAAAGAAGGAAAGGCAAAGAUUGAAAAAGCUUGUGGACAUUGCAAAACCUGCAAUAAUGCCAGUACUUGACAAAACAGCAAAGCUUGCUGGUACUAUACAACAGCAAGAAACAGAUAUCCCUGACCAAAGGGUUUCUUCUCCUUCUAGUCAUGCCGAAUCUACAAACUACCAACUCACAUCAGAGGCAACACAAUCACACAAAAACUCCAAGGAAACCACAAAGAGUACUGCUUCUACUGGAGAACAAAUGAGUUCAAGCCUUGAGAGUGCUGCAGUGGCUGAAAAUGAGAAGCCAAAUAAAAAAGAUGAAUUUGCCAUGCCUGCUCCUCCCUCCACCAAGAGACCAAAAGCCAAGACACAAGUGACUGUGGUGGAUGCUAUGCUGGAGGGUAUAAGGGGCACGGCGCCUGUUGAUGAAGGGAGUGUGAGGAGAAAAAAGAAGCAAGAUACUACUGAUUCUCCUCCCAAGGCUGGCCAGGAAAUGGAGGGUGAAAGAGACGAUUCCCCGCCAUCAAAGAAAAAGAAAACCAAGUUAACGCAGGCUCAUGUUUAUGGUGCACAGAACGAGUGGGAGGCGGUUAGUGACCCGACUUUCUCGUCAUGGCAACCCCCUGCAGACCAAAGCGGGGACGGACGUACAAAGUUGAAUGAAAAGUAUGGUUACUGACAAAGCUGUGUAGCCAAUCAAGCAGUAAGCCUGUGUGGCCAAUCAGAAAAGAGGCAGUUAGCUUCUGUAGCCAAUCAGAAAAGAGGCAGAAGAGGGAGAAGCAGUUAGGUAAAAAAAGCAGCUAUAAAUUUCAUUGGUCCCCAAUUCAGAGUCGGUUACAGAAACAGUUUAUAUCUACCAUAUUGGUUUAUCAUUCAGAAGGCUAGAAAACAAUAUACAUUUUUUUUUCCACAAAAACCCCGGCGAAAUUAUUAUAAAGCAAGACUCCGUCAA